This is a messenger RNA of Myxocyprinus asiaticus (Chinese sucker), 3152 nucleotides long. It is a transcript of the gene hoxa13b, whose product is annotated as homeobox A13b. The transcript is spliced from 2 exons. The record is from RefSeq and is a predicted model, not a curated record. NCBI's taxonomy places the organism in Eukaryota, Metazoa, Chordata, Actinopteri, Cypriniformes, Catostomidae. Gene Ontology annotation, biological process: regulation of transcription by RNA polymerase II. Bases 38 to 907 code for a protein of 289 amino acids. Gene Ontology annotation, molecular function: RNA polymerase II cis-regulatory region sequence-specific DNA binding; DNA-binding transcription factor activity, RNA polymerase II-specific.
UUCUAAAAGAGCUGGCAGGCUCCAUGUAGGGCGUGCUAUGACAGCGUCUUUACUCCUCCAUUCCCGCUGGAUUGACCCGGUGAUGUUUCUCUAUGACAACGGCUUGGAUGAUAUGAACAAGAAUAUGGAAGGGUUUGUGGGAGGCAAUUUUGCUGCGAAUCAGUGUAGGAAUCUUAUUGCCCACCCGUCUUCUUUGGCCCCGAGCACAACCUACACGUCGAGUGAGGUACCAGGGUCGGGCAUGGGAGAACCUGUCAAACAAUGUAGUCCCUGUUCAGCCGUGCAGAAUUCUCCCGGUGCCUCAUUGCCCUAUGGAUAUUUUGGAGGCAGCUACUACCAGUGUAGGAUGCCCAAGUCCUGCACUCAGCCUUCCUCCUAUGGGGAAAAAUACAUGGACGCGUCUGUUUCUGGAGAGGAGUUCCCUUCUCGGGCUAAGGAAUUUGCUUUCUACCAGGGUUACUCGUCUGGCCCCUACCAGCCUGUACCUAGUUACCUUGAUGUACCGGUCGUACCUGCGCUGAGCGCCCCCGCGGAACCCAGACACGAGUCUCUUCUGCCUGUUGAGACUUACCAACCCUGGGCGAUCACGAACGGAUGGAGCAGUCCGGUGUACUGCCCAAAAGACCAAACACAGUCCAGCACCCUAUGGAAAUCGUCUAUUCAAGAUAGCGUGUCGGGUACUGAUGGAGCCUCAGGUCGUCGAGGGAGGAAGAAGCGGGUUCCCUACACCAAGGUUCAACUAAAGGAACUAGAACGAGAAUAUGCCACAAAUAAGUUCAUCACAAAGGACAAACGAAGAAGGAUAUCUGCUCACACAAACCUGACCGAACGACAAGUGACCAUCUGGUUUCAAAACAGGAGGGUGAAAGAGAAGAAAGUGGUCAACAAGUACAAGGGCAUCAGUUAAAACGAAUCUGAAAGAUUUUUUUAACUGAUAUACCAAAGGGUACAAACGGAAGGACCUUCAACAUUAUUUAUUCUGAAAUACAUGCCGUCAUCUGUUUCACUUCAAGAGACAGUGCAGAUGCGCGGCGGUGAAAAUAUAUUGAUGGAACGCUGAAAGAAACUGAUCAGAACAACAUAUUCACCACUUCUUCUUUUUUUUUCCUUCUUCUUCAUUUUUUAUUUUAUUUUAUUUUUUUUAUCUAUGACGUCUUUAAGAGAAAGACGUGAGAGGAAUAUAGACAAAACUAUUUUCGACACAUUGAAAGAAAGUCACUGAAGCAGACAAAACCAUGGCAAUUUUUUUUUACAUUUUUGUUUAAUUUUUUUUUAUUAUUAUUAUUGAUCACGUUUCCACAUGUAGGAAACACAACUGUACCUUUGAGACUGUGGAUUUGCAUGUUGAUCGAGGAGGCGAGAAUAUGAAUUCUUGUAAACUACAUUUGAAUCACGCCAUGAUAGAUACGUUUUUCUCAUCUUUUUUUACUACACGCAUAUCUGUAAAUAAAAAGCCCCUUUCAGGCACCUUGCGAAAUAUAAAAAUUUCCAUGUGUUACUGCAGACAAUAUGCAAAUAAAACUCCCCAUAUGAGUAUUCAGAUUUAUUUAUUUUCAAUUACUCAAAAUGUUCCCGAAGUCCUAAUCGAAAUAUUCAUAACAAAUUAUUCGUUUUAAUAGGCUAUAUAGUAGAAAUAACUCCAAUUCUAAUUCUUUUGUCAGCCAAGAGCAAAUGAGGUAAAACAGAAAAUAAAAUAUCAUGUGUUAAACCGGGGAUUUUUUAUUUAUUUAUUUAUUUAUUUUGUAUGUGUUGUCUUAUUCUAUUUGACAAAAUCAUAGACAGUAAGUUAAAUUCCUAAAAUCCAGAAUAAAAUAUCCUUCAACAAUCAUUUUCCAUGAGCUUCAUGGUGCUGCCAUCUAGUGGUAUAAGUAAGUCUUUGCAGUAACAUCCAGCCCCGGUUAAUUCAGAGGUAUUACAAACGAAUGCGAGAUUGUAUUAAUAUCUAACAUCUUGAGAUGUUUGUAUUAAUAACAGUAUCAAAGUAUGGAAAACAAAAUCAGUUUAAAAUCAUCUGCGACUAAGAUAACUUGAGAAGGAGUGACUUGUGUCGGUAUAUCUUUAUCUGUUACACAACAAUAAAUACAUCUGUUUCUUUCUCACACACAAGCUUUAUAAAAGUUUUUUUUUUUAAUUAUUAUUAUUAUUGUUAUUUAUCCGUAAAUUAUUUUCUCACGAUAUUAUAUGGCCCAAAUGCAGCCAGAGUAAGGGUGUUUGGAGAAGCUACUGUUCUCACGCAGGUCUUUGUUUCCUGUAGCUUGCAUUUAUUCAACAGAACAACACAAUUAAAUUUUUAACAGGUUUUAACAGUUUAAUUGUAAAAUUACUUGAAAUAAAUGCUACUAUAACAAUAAAACAAACAAACAAAAAAGAAAUAUUAUUGUAAAUAUAAAACUUGUGAUAGAUAUAAGACAAAUAAACAAUAAAUAAACGUUUACAGUUAAAUCAUCUUUUGUGUUUCAACGUAUUGAUGAAAACAACUUCCACGAAUAUUUAAAGAGAAUAAAGUGACAAUGAAACUUGGAAAUUAAAUAGGCUAUAACCCACACAAAACAACAGGUACACGUAGGUCUACAACACGUACAACAGAAGCCUUGGGUUAGUCUUAUGUCCCUGUGACAAAUAAAAAAGUAAAAAACAAAACAAAACAAAAAUAAAUAAAUAAAAAAAUCAAUAAAAUUAAACAAUUUUUUUUCUUUUUUUUUUACUGAUAACAUUUGUUGUUACAUAUUAAUAGAUGAUUGUCUAUAUUCUUUAGAAACUUGAAGGUAUCUUAUUCGUAUACUUUUAAAUGUGAUGCACACUAUUAUACAUGCAUGAUUAUGAUAUAAUUAUAUUAAUAAUAAUAAGAAGAAGAAGAUUACUUACGCAACAAAAGCAUUCUCAAAUACAUAGUCUCGGUAAAACUUCCUAAAACUAAAUUGGAAAAAAAUUAAAAUGUUACAUUUUUAAGCCAGACCAAGACAUCGUUUUGUCUAGAAGAAUUACAGCAUUAUCCAAUGAAGAAUCCAGUUUAUUAUGGCUUGUGUAGUAGUUUGUAAUUCUGCUAUUAGACCACAUCGUGUAAUCUAAAAUCAGAUUAAAACGUGAAAACAAUUUCGUUUCACUUGUAGGUUAAUUCUUGUUGCUCUUGCUCUUUGUGUUACUUUGAAGAG